Lachancea thermotolerans CBS 6340 is the source of this 672-nucleotide messenger RNA. It is a transcript of the gene NOP15, whose product is annotated as rRNA-binding ribosome biosynthesis protein NOP15. The record is from RefSeq and is a predicted model, not a curated record. Lineage: Eukaryota; Fungi; Ascomycota; Saccharomycetes; Saccharomycetales; Saccharomycetaceae. The transcript has a single exon. Gene Ontology annotation, cellular component: nucleolus. Gene Ontology annotation, molecular function: RNA binding. Gene Ontology annotation, biological process: maturation of LSU-rRNA from tricistronic rRNA transcript (SSU-rRNA, 5.8S rRNA, LSU-rRNA). The coding region runs from base 1 to 672 and encodes 223 amino acids.
AUGGCUAAAUCAACUACCAAGCAAGCAACACCCAUCCUUGAAGCGGAGCCAGUCCGCGAGGAGCAACUUGAGCUCGGCAACUCGUCCUCCAACGAAAGUGAGAUCGAGGGUCUUUCCGAGGACGAUGAGGCGGGGUCUGGCGAAGAGCAGGGCUCCUCUGGGUCCCGCGCGUCCAGCGGCGUCCACACCGUCAAGAAGCUGGAUGCCAAGAAACGUGAGUCACAGCAAGAGGGUGGCAAGGGGUCCAAGAAGGGCCGCAGCAAGGCCGAGGAACUGUCAGGCAUCAUCUACGUGAGCAGGCUGCCUAAGGGUUUCCACGAGCGUGAGCUGGCCAAGUACUUCUCGCAGUUCGGGGAUCUGCGAGAGGUGCGUCUGGCGCGUAACAAGAAGACCGGCAACAGCAGACACUACGGGUUCGUGGAGUUUGUGAAUAAGGAGGAUGCACUCGUGGCCCAAGAGACUAUGCACAACUAUCUGCUGAUGAACCAUCUGCUGCAGGUGGUGGCGCUGCCUAAGGGGAAAAAGAUCGAGAAGCUGUUCCACUACAAAAAGAGGGCGUUCUCUGAGACCUCCGUGACCAAGUCCAGCGAGGAGCUCAAGCAACGCGCCAUCGACAAGCACGCCCAACGUGCUGCUAGACUGCAGGACAAGGGCAUCGAAUUCAAGUGGUGA